Messenger RNA from Cherax quadricarinatus, 816 nucleotides. The record is from RefSeq and is a predicted model, not a curated record. Lineage: Eukaryota; Metazoa; Arthropoda; Malacostraca; Decapoda; Parastacidae.
UGGUUGUUAGUGUUGUUGGAGCUACUAGUCCCCAGCCACACGACCUCGCCCGCAGGUGGACACCAGGAAACUCUUAUUUUGUAACUAUCACCCAGAACUAUCAGGUACUGAGAUAAAGCAGAAAGGUGCCCACAGUAAAUCAUGAAGUCUAUGUAUCUGCUGGCGCUGCUGUUCUUCUGUGUCUACCUGGUGAAGGUGGAGAGCGCCGAGAUUGACUCUGGGGCUGCAGUGCCGGACAACACCGUGGGAACAGAUGAACAAAGUGGAAGCGACACUGCACCUGACGAAUCUGCCUUGAAUGAGAGAGCUGCAUGUAGCAUUCGUGAACACUGCGAACACGCAGGAGGAAUCUGCAAGAAGCUGUGUAGUGUGCAGAAUGAGAUAGAAAUAGCGAACGGCUGCUACGGGAGAGGCUGCAUGUGCUGUGCUCCUCACCCACAGACAUGCAGAAAAACCACGGCAUGUUGGCAAGCCAAUGGAGUAUGUCAACAAACAAAGUGCAGCACCUCCCAGCAGGAGAUUCCCAGUGGUUGCCAUGGUACCAACUGCUACUGCUGUGCCCCUCCAACUAUUGCAAGAUAUGAUCAGUUAGACCAGGUGCUGGUGCCGGGAAUCGAAAACGUUCAUACUGUCCCAUUAAACCGAUGUCCCACAUGGCAGACUGAUGAUGAUAAGAAUGAAGCAGAUCAUGAAAAUAUAAGCAUUAAUAUUCCAAACUUUUGCCGUCUCCAUCACGUUUCGUCUCGUCGGAAAGGACAAGAGAAACCAAACUUCAAGAAAGGAGAGCUACACAGGGAUGAGGAAGCUCCUGAAUGA